AUGGCUACUAUCACCAGCUCCUUCACGAAGAAAGAUAGUCUGCCAGUUCAAUCGAGACCGCCUUUGCUCCCGAGAGUAUUGUCUCCCAGCUCCACAGCACAUAAGCAAGUCCGGCGUAAGACGUCCUUUGUGCUCUGGUCCAACUCUUCAGAUGAUCCUCCAAGCCCGCAUAAUUCAAUCUACGAUGCACAAUACUUGUCAGCAAACAACAGCGAGGAAGGCAACAACGGGUCCGAGUCUUUCAACCUGCCGAUAUAUAAACCAUUAAAUAACUCGCCAAGAAACAAAAACAAUGCUAAAGGGGGAGAAUCGUCUAUUCCUUGCCACAGCAUUUCCGAAACUUCAGCUAGAAACCAUCAGAAUUCGAGAGCCGCGGAGCCAUAUAUGAUAGACACCUCUGCCACAGACACACAAUUCCUCUAUGGACAUGGAACACUUCUCAAAACUAUUACCGAACAAAACAGCUGUGCCACCAUGAACUCUCUUGCACGCCGAAAGUCCGUCGAUGACCUACCAAACCCCCUCAAUCACCGUGACAGCUUUGUUCUUGCCAAGAGUUUACGACGAAGGCAUUCAUUCAGCCUUGACGAUCUCGCUCUUAUCAAGCCAUCGUAUUAUGAUGGUUGCCCAGCUAUUGAGAGUACAACACUCAAGCUCUUGCCGAUACAUGAAAUAUAUGCACAACCAAAGUUCCCACUCCAUGCGCCAUUGCCUCGGCCGCAAACGCCACCAGGAAUGCCUUCCUGGACUCAAGCCCAAAACCUUCCUGCUCGCCGCCACUUAGUCAAUCCGCAACCCAAUCGUCUGCAAAGGUUCUUCAGUCUAUCAGCAUCAGGAUUUUUACUCUCAUCUCAUGCAUCGCGGACUGACCCACCCACUGCAAACCGGGCCGUGUCCGCCCCAGUAGGUAGACGAGCACCCCGAUUCCGACCAACAAGGAGUGCAUAUGCUCCAAUUGAUCAGCAUCCGUUUAAUCAUGCUCCAGUAGCAAAUAUCUGCAAUCCGAAUGCCUCUCCAAGCACCUCGCGCUUGACCAACACCUCUGGGACCAAUGCGGGGCGUAGAUUCGGACGGCGAGUCCGUUUUACCGCUUCCGCUACUGCAAGAGACUCUGAAAUGAAUUCACUUCGGAAUGCUAUCGAAUCUACCAGCUCCGUCGCCAUAAACCCUAUGGCAGCAAUGCAAGUAACGCGCAGAUCCCAGCACAUAUCAACGGAGCCAGGUUGCCCUCAUCGGAAAGGCAGGCAGGCAGCGCUCAAAACAUUAAGAAGUUCUCUGAAUCAUCGACAUACAGCUUCACCUAAUAACGAGUAUACCGUAGCACGAGUCUCUGUGUCCCCUAGUCGGCAGAACUCUCCUGCAUCAUCAGUUCGAAUCCUGCCACGGCCACUGAGCAACCCAGCAUCCGUUAUCUCGAGAAGUCCUACUACUGACCCCGUGUUUGGUAUCCCCGAAAGAUCAAACAGUUUGGUAUUGUCCGUAUCAUCGGCGGCCCACCUGAUGUCCGGCGCCCUGCAAGAGACCAUGACGGAGCCGAAAUCAAAGCCAACCCUAUGCUGGAAAUGUUGGGUUGAGAUGGGGUUUGAGAAAAUGGAUCAAUGGUGGCUAAAGAGCGCAAGCUGCUUAUGUUUCGUAUGUUGUGGAUUUGAUAUUGAGGGUGAUAUGAGGCUGCGUUGUGGACCUCGCUCCUCUUCUGGAGCAAACUUUUGCCCAUCGCCUCGGACUUCUACCACAGAUAUGCUGGGCCCUAGGAGAGUUGUUUUGAACGCGAGUGCCGCCAUUUAA
This is a messenger RNA of Venustampulla echinocandica, 1785 nucleotides long. RefSeq lists its product as uncharacterized. The transcript has a single exon. Bases 1 to 1785 code for a protein of 594 amino acids. NCBI's taxonomy places the organism in Eukaryota, Fungi, Ascomycota, Leotiomycetes, Helotiales, Pleuroascaceae. The record is from RefSeq and is a predicted model, not a curated record.